AUGUUUCUCCAGUAUUGUCUCAAUGAGCAGGGAGACCAAGUCUAUACUCUGAAGAAGCUUGACCCUAUGGGACAACAGAACUGCUCCGUGCAUCCUGCUCGGUUCUCCCCGGAUGACAAAUACUCUGGACACCGAAUCAAUCUCAAGAAAUGCUUCAAGGUGCUCAUGACCCAGCAACCACGCCCUGUCCUCUGA
Neogale vison (American mink) is the source of this 195-nucleotide messenger RNA. Its product is annotated as H/ACA ribonucleoprotein complex subunit 3-like. Gene Ontology annotation, biological process: rRNA pseudouridine synthesis; snRNA pseudouridine synthesis; ribosome biogenesis. Gene Ontology annotation, molecular function: box H/ACA snoRNA binding; telomerase RNA binding. Gene Ontology annotation, cellular component: box H/ACA snoRNP complex; box H/ACA telomerase RNP complex. The coding region runs from base 1 to 195 and encodes 64 amino acids. The record is from RefSeq and is a predicted model, not a curated record. Lineage: Eukaryota; Metazoa; Chordata; Mammalia; Carnivora; Mustelidae. The transcript has a single exon.